AUGACAGUUGGUCAAAUGAUAGUUAGUCAAAUGACAGUCGGUCAAAUGACAGUCGGUCAAAUGACAGUCGGUCAAAUGACAGUCGGUCAAAUGACAGUCGGUCAAAUGACAGUCGGUCAAAUGACAGUCGGUCAAAUGACAGUCGGUCGAAUGACUGUCGGUCAAACGACAGUCGGUCAAAUGACAGUCGGUCGAAUGACUGCCGGUCGAAUGACAGUCGGUCAAACGACAGUCGGUCAAACGACAGUCGGUCAAACGACAGUCGGUCAAACGACAGUCGGUCAAAUGACAGUCGGUCAAACGACAGUCGGUCAAAUGACAGUCGGUCAAACGACAGUCGGUCAAACGACAGUCGGUCAAAUGACAGUCGGUCAAAUGACAGUCGGUCAAAUGACAGUCGGUCAAACGACAGUCGGUCAAACGACAGUCGGUCAAACGACAGUCGGUCAAACGACAGUCGGUCAAAUGACAGUCGGUCAAACGACAGUCGGUCAAACGACAGUCGGUCAAACGACAGUCGGUCAAAUGACAGUCGGUCAAAUGACAGUCGGUCAAAUGACAGUCGGUCAAAUGACAGUCGGUCAAAUGACAGUCGGUCAAAUGACAGUCGGUCAAAUGACAGUCGGUCAAAUGACAGUCGGUCAAAUGACAGUCGGUCAAAUGACAGUCGGUCAAAUGACAGUCGGUCAAAUGACAGUCGGUCAAAUGACAGUCGGUCAAAUGACAGUCGGUCAAAUGACAGUCGGUCAAAUGACAGUCGGUCAAAUGACAGUCGGUCAAAUGACAGUCGGUCAAAUGACAGUCGGUCAAAUGACAGUCGGUCAAAUGACAGUCGGUCAAAUGACAGUCGGUCAAAUGACAGUCGGUCAAAUGACAGUCGGUCAAAUGACAGUCGGUCAAAUGACCGUCGGUCAAAUGACAGUCGGUCAAAUGACAGUCGGUCAAAUGACAGUCGGUCAAAUGACAGUCGGUCAAAUGACAGUCGGUCAAAUGACAGUCGGUCAAAUGACAGUCGGUCAAAUGACAGUCGGUCAAAUGACAGUCGGUCAAAUGACAGUCGGUCAAAUGACAGUCGGUCAAAUGACAGUCGGUCAAAUGACAGUCGGUCAAAUGACAGUCGGUCAAAUGACAGUCGGUCAAAUGACAGUCGGUCAAAUGACAGUCGGUCAAAUGACAGUCGGUCAAAUGACAGUCGGUCAAAUGACAGUCGGUCAAAUGACUGUCGGUCAAAUGACUGUCGGUCAAAUGACAGUUGGUGAAACGAUAGUCGUCAAAUGA
This is a messenger RNA of Topomyia yanbarensis, 1278 nucleotides long. RefSeq lists its product as uncharacterized. Bases 1 to 1278 code for a protein of 425 amino acids. NCBI's taxonomy places the organism in Eukaryota, Metazoa, Arthropoda, Insecta, Diptera, Culicidae. The transcript has a single exon. The record is from RefSeq and is a predicted model, not a curated record.